Iphiclides podalirius (scarce swallowtail) is the source of this 282-nucleotide messenger RNA. The record is from the annotation of a GenBank genome assembly. NCBI's taxonomy places the organism in Eukaryota, Metazoa, Arthropoda, Insecta, Lepidoptera, Papilionidae.
AUGGGCGGCAGGUGGGCGGCGAGGGCGCGCGCCCGGUCGGGGUCGAGCGGCGCCAGCGCCUUGACCAGUCGCGCGCGGCCGCGCUCGUCGGCGGGGUCGCCGGCCGCGAGCGCCUCCAGCGCCGCCGCCGCGUCGCGGGCCGCGCCGGCGCGCGCGUGCACCGACGCCGCGGCGCGCCACACCUCGCGCAGCGCCGCGCCCGCCUGCCGGCCGCACAGUGAGCGCCCCUGGCCGGACAAGAGGCCCGCGCCGGCCCGGGCUCGACUGGUACCGCGUUUCGUU